Molecule: messenger RNA, 1352 nt
Organism: Brassicogethes aeneus
Lineage: Eukaryota; Metazoa; Arthropoda; Insecta; Coleoptera; Nitidulidae
Source: the annotation of a GenBank genome assembly
AAUUGUGAAUUUCCCAGUUUCAAUUUGGCUUUUGUAGAUAAAUCAAUUAAAAUGAAAACCGUCAUUUUCACAUUUGCAUUGCUGCUUUCUGUGGCAACUUCCUUUAGAAUAAAUUCUGAUGGUAAAGAUUUGGGAUGUUCCCCAUCCAAUGUAAAAUGUACAAGUAAAACUACUUUCACAGUUUGUAGCACAGCACUAGAAUGGAUAGUGCUACAAAAACGCGUAAUAAAGUGUCCCUCAUACACAACAUGCGAUGAAAGAUUUAAUUAUCCGUGUGUACCAUUUCGGAAAGAAACUACAACCCCUGAAACCACUACACCAGAAACAACUACACCUUGGUGUGAUACAGAACCUGUUAAAACAAAGGAAACAACAGUGUUGUUGACAGAACCUGUUACAAUCACUACAACAGAAAAACUUGAAACUACAAAAGAAACAACUGUUACUACAGAGCAAAAACUUGAGACUACAAAAGAAACGACUGUUGCAGAACCUGUUACAAGUACUACAACGCAAAAACCUGAAACCACAAGGAAAACUACUGUUACAGAACCUGUUACAAUUUCAAUUUUAGGGCCUGUAACAACUUCAGUACUGGAACCUGAAACAACAACUUUGACAGAAGAAUUCACUACAACCAAAAAACCAACAACCACCAAGAAACCAUAUGUUCCUCAACGGGCUCCAAAGUGUACCAGAAAUGGUAAUUGGCCAGGACCAACUUGUACUUCUUAUUACCAGUGUUACUGGUACUGGUUUUCUUAUACAUCAACGUUAAUAAAUUGCCCAGCAAACCAAUAUUUCAACAUAAACUCCGCUAAAUGCGUAAAUGGAUCAUGUUAAAUGUUUACUAUCAUCAAUAAACUAUACUUUUAUUACCUCCAAUAAAUUGUGUACAUAAUGAGUAAUAAUAAAACACUAAACUAACACUUAACAAAACUUUAAUUUACCUACUAUUAUCUAUACAACUCACUUAAAAUUAGGAAAUUUCUUUAGCAAAGUAUUCACUUGUUUGGAUGACAGUUGCUUUUCUCCCGGCGUCAAAACACCCUUGGCCUCCUUAUCUUUUUUCACUUUUUUUGUGGCCAAAUGCCCGGUGUAGCAUUUCUGGAAAGAGUCGAUCUCCUUCGAACACAACUGUUGCGAAAAUUCGUUUUUCUUGAAGCAGGCCAACAUCACGGACAUUUCCUGCAGGCAGCAAACCUCCGAUGUCCGAUCCCCUUUUCCCGAAACCGCAGGUUUCAGUUUUAAAGGGAGGAUUUCCUGAAACGGCACUGGUUCUUGCGGUAUCGGUCUCGCUACUUUAGACUUGAAUAACGCCGCCGUGUAUCUCAUUUUUGCUUAGUAAGGCU